AUGUCUGAUCCAAUAGGAACUGAAGAUGGUUGCUCCCAUGUUGUUGAUGAACAAAUAUCCCAAUUAGAUAACUUAGUUGUGCCAAUUGUUGAUGAGCACUUAAAACCAAAAAUAGGAAUGGCUUUCGAUAGUUUAGAAGAUGCUGAAAAAUUCUACAGAAAUUACGGAAAGGCCGGAGGUUUUGAUAUCCGUAAUAGCACAACAAAUUAUGGGAAGGAUAGAGAGUUAAUUUGCAAAAGUUAUGUUUGUUCAAAAGAAGGAGUGUUAAAGAGAAAAUCGUUGGAAAUUCGACGAUGUGGUACAAUUAGAACAAAUUGUAAGGCCUUGAUUCGCUUGAAAUUAGACAAAAACAUUGGCAUGUGGAGUGUCUAUAAGUUCGUGGAAGAACAUAAUCAUACAAUUACUUCACCGAGGAGAACACAUUUUCUAAGGGGAAACCGUGAGGUAACAAGUGCAAAGAAGACAUUAAUUAAGCAGUUUGGAGAGGUGAACAUUCCAACAAACAAGCAAAUUGCCUUCUUUGAAAACUCUAGCGGAGGCUUUCAUAGAAUUGGAUGUAUUGAGACCGAUGUGAGAAAUUAUGAAAGAGAUUUGAGAGAGGAGAGGCGCGGUCAUGAUGCACAAAUGAUGUUGGAUCAUUUCAAGUCGGAACAAGAGAAGAAUCCUUCAUUUUAUUAUGUUUAUGAAGUUGAUGAAGAGAAGCGCUUAACUCAUUGUUUUUGGGUGGAUGGCAUUGCUCGAAUGAAUUAUCAACACUUUGGCGAUGUUGUCUCCUUUGAUGCUAUACAUAACACAAAUCAAUAUGGCUUGGUAUUUGUGCCGUUUGUAGACAUAAAUCACCAUUGGAAAAGUGUUUUUUAG
This is a messenger RNA of Asparagus officinalis (garden asparagus), 861 nucleotides long. RefSeq names its product protein FAR1-RELATED SEQUENCE 5-like. Lineage: Eukaryota; Viridiplantae; Streptophyta; Magnoliopsida; Asparagales; Asparagaceae. The transcript has a single exon. The record is from RefSeq and is a predicted model, not a curated record. The coding region runs from base 1 to 861 and encodes 286 amino acids.